Caenorhabditis auriculariae is the source of this 5259-nucleotide messenger RNA. The record is from the annotation of a GenBank genome assembly. NCBI's taxonomy places the organism in Eukaryota, Metazoa, Nematoda, Chromadorea, Rhabditida, Rhabditidae.
AUGGCGGUCGACGACGACGACGAAGAGGAGCACGCGCCGCUGCAGCCGACUCCGGCGACCUGCGACGUCGACACGUGGUCCCCGUCCUUCUCGAUGGACAUCGACGCCCAGCAACGCGCCGCCGACGACGAGUUCCUGCGCAGUUUCCUCGAGUCCGAUGCCGAAGUCGAGUACACCUCGCUGUGGCAGGUCUUGUCAAGCUCCCCCUUACGGAUUCUGCACCAGUGAUUAUUGAUGUCUUGGCACGCACAAGGCUUCUUUUUUAAUGAUAAUGUAACUAAACAUAGCCAUUUUAAGUUUAUUCUCACGAUAGAAAUAUAGUGACUGCAAUAAAAAACGAAUUUUUCUUUCGAAAAAGAACGUGAGAUGGAGACACGCGCGCGAGUUGCAUUAUUAACUCCACCCAUGCAACCCUGCCUCAACAGCUUUCAAGCCAAAAAAAGUUCUCAAAAAUGCUCUUUUUUUUUAUUUUUUCACAUUUUUCGGGUGAACUUUCGGAAAAUUUUGUUUUUCAUUGAAUCUCGUUGCCUCACUCUAUAGGUUUCCUUCAUUUCUCUUAUUUUGCUUUUUCUGGUCUCGCUUCAACGUACGCGAAGUUUAUGAAGACUCUAAGAUAAAGAGCAUAUGACAUUUUUUUUUUCGAGAAAAAAGUCGUCUCUUACCUUUCAGACACAGUUUGGAAUUUAUUAUAAUUAAAAAAAAACUUCGAAAAAGUUCUAGAGGCUUGAGAGCCAGAGUUAUGUGCUCUAGGUUUACCUAAUCACCCUGAGACUUGUCGAUAUAAGAAUUCAAUGGUCAAACUCAAAAACUAUGAAUCAAGAAAAAAAGGAUCGCAGCUUUUUCCAGACAGAACAGUUUUCAGUGCAUCCAGCACAACCGCAAAGCAAUCGCCGUCAAUGGUUUCAUCAUUUUAUUUUUGAUUGGUUGGUUUUUAUACAUAUUUUUUCUAGCUUCAAAUAUUGUUUUCAGCAUAUACGACUUUGGGCGGGUUCGUUUUUUUGCACUUUGAGUACAACUACGCGCAAUACAUUCAGUACAACGAGACUCGAGAAAAAACUAUUUGCAUCGAGCGACUUCUCAAUGGGUACCUUUUUUGUGUCCGGCUAACUUCCGUCGGUUUCCUUUUUCAAAGACCUAAGAUUUUAAUAUCUUCCACCGCUUUAGCGACAACCGGCUGCGGCUGACGCGAGCUUCUGAUGUGGCGGCGGUGAUCGCCGAGCGAUGUCUUAAGCAGAAGAUCAAGGAUGAUCGCAUGCAGUGGAGCUUCAAGUCGGCUGCUCUGUACUCUCUCGGCAUCCUCACCACUCUCGGUUUGCCCUUUGAAGACCUUUUUUGAAUCGCCUUCAUUCCUGUUUACAUGCUAGUUGAAAUGAGCAUCGACGGAUUGUUAUUUGAGCUCGCUCGUUUCCAAAUCUUCCUUCAAAAAAUUUAAACUGUCUUCCACCCUCUUUGAAGUAAUUCCAUGAAAAAAUUGAAAAAAAUUUCUAAAAAAAUCAUUGUGACCUUAAGGUUAAAAAAUAUAUUGAUGGUAAUGAAGCAAAUAUUUGAAAAAAACUCUUUUUAAAAAAAGUUCACUGAGCCAAGAGAGCAUAUAAAAAAACAAUGUGUUAGUAUAUACUCUAGUUGUCUUCUCUUUUUUUUUCAAAAAACAACUCUCCCAAUUUAAGUUCAGUGCUUAUUUAGGCUUGCCAGUUUCGGAGUUCCCUGUCCAAUAUUCGCACUUUCAGUUUCUAACUUGAAAAACUGUAAAUUUUGAAAAAGUUUAUGAGCUUGGGACAAGUUUCGUGGAGACUUUUUUCCAAGUUUCUCUUGUUCAGUCGAGCAGUUUUCUUACUGUUUUUGAUAUGAGAGUUCUUUUUGCAAUAAAACGUUCAGCUGGAAGAUCUUAGACACAAUUUCGCGUUGAAGUUGUGAAGAUUUGUGCGAAAGGCCCCCUGGGAGACGCGGCGGGUGCCCUUUUUUGACACUGAUGCAGCGACAAGCGCGGGUUUAGGUACAACCACUUGACGCAGCUUUGUCUUCUGUUGCAACAAUUGUUGGCUCCGAAAAGUGACUGCCAAAUAAACAAACAUUUGGUCUUGAAAGCUGUCUGACUGAUGAUGAGAGCCCGAGUUUUUUAAGGCUAUUAUUUAAAAAUCAGACAAAAAAAAAAGCUUUUAUGAACAUUUUGACUUUAUAAUUUUUAGGGUACGGCAAGAUAGAGCCGCAGACAAUCAACGGACGUAUUUUCACGGUGAUAUAUGGAUUCCUUGGCAUUCCUCUCACUGUAAUUCUGCUCACAAACUUCGGUCGGUAUCUCGAGAAACUGGCGCAUUCGCUCCGAAGAAUCUUGUGUUGUCGGGUAUCUGGACUUACCUAAAUGAGAAGAACGUGAGAUUUCAGAAGAAAAAAGCUUCCGAAGACGCAGAAACCGUGUCCGGCUCGACGCUUUUCUUCAUUGUCGUUGUUUAUUUGGUAGGGGAGUUAUGCGAAAGAAUCUCUAUCUUUUCGACCGGAAUGAGAAGUUUCGAAAACAAAGCAAUUUGAGCUUCGUUUAGUGACCGACUUUUUUCAAAAGUUUCGCUACAGACUAACAAGGGAGGUCCUUUUAAUUUGCGGCUUGUAAUUCUCCACAAACUUGCUCAAACACUGUCUGAAGGUCUAGAUGAAGAUCCCUCAUGGUCUCUUCCUGCGCAAACUUCUAGUUUUCGAAAGAUGAUUUUUCAAAAGUUGCGAAAAUUAUAGAAAAAUCCAAACCGCGAAGAAAUAAAGACUCACCGUUUAAGAAGAAAAUCUAUUAGGCUUACAAAAGAUAAAAAAAGAUCUUCGUAUUGGUCAGAAAACGAGUCAAAAAUCAAUGGAGUUCAGGUCGUAGGCGCCUUGAUGAUACCGAUGUUCAGCGGCAAUUUUGACUUCUUCAACGGCAUCUACUACGCAUUCAUUUGCCUGACAGCGAUCGAGUACGGAGACAUAAUUCCUCAAAGGUUAGAAAGAAGGAGAGUUUCGACCUUUGGACUUCCUUUUUUAGCAACUGGCUGCUGCCGAUCAGCGUAUUCUACAUGUGCACGGGCCUCGCCAUAUCCACUAUUGCCUUAGGUUUCUUUUCUCUUCUGGAUCUUUCACAGGUGACUUUCAGACAUUGGUUCUCUGUAUGUAAGGAAGCUGCACUUCAUCGGGAAGAAGAUCAAAAACAUCGCGAACAUUCGUAUUUGGUUCGGCGCCAAAGAGUUUGUUCGAAGAAACUGGCGUAUCCAUUGUUUUGUUUAGUCUGGAAGUUCGAGAGCUGAUCACGGCCGUCGGACAGAACAUUGGCAUCGACCAGAACGUGAUGGCGGACAUCGACAUCGACACUCUUGUCAAAGUAUGUUUUUAAACUCUUGUCAAAGUAUGUUUUUAAACUCUUGUCAUUCCAAGGGGCGCCCGCACUUCACAGAAGCUGUUCAAUUCUUAAUCAGAGGCUCAUGGUUUUUUUUUUUAAAGCAUAAAAUUUUCUUUUUCAUCUUGGAAGUCUCAGUUUGCCUUAUGUUUUCCGGAUUAGAACUUUUUUGAAGAACUUAUUUUUCGGCUUUGAUAAGUUGAUUUGAAAAAAAGUUUCAAUUUAUGCUAUUUCGAAAGAACAGAUUCAUAAAAAAAGUUCUUUUUAUUCUUAGGAAACAAAUCCUUUCAAUGAGAACAAUUCUCGAAAAGCUUCCAAAAAAUGAAAUAGCUUUGAAAUCGGUUAAAACCGCUGCGAGUUAGUUUUUCAACAGUUAAAUUUUUGCUCAAUUAGAGAGUCCACCCUAAAACUUGUUUCACUGAAAAAGAUACUGUAAAACAUGGAAAAACGUACGAAAAGAUUUGAAGAAAUGGUGUUUACAAGAAAAAAGAUGGGACUUUUCAAGGAAUUUACCUCCAUAUUUACACUUUUCUGGUCUAGGCGGCUGGAGAGGACACUAAAACUUUGAAAAUCGGGCUGUUCGAAAUAUUGGUUUUUUUUUUUGCUUCAGUUAAAGAUUUUUAAAAGCUGUCGAAGUAUGCGAACGACCGCACUUGGCGAACUUAAUUCCUUCUUUUGUUAGCUUUUCACGCAGCAAAAAUAUUCAAGCACUUUCGAUAAUUCAGACAGCGAUUCAAGUUAAACUGGGCCGUCUGUCUCGAGUGCCUCAGACGCACAUGAUCGUCGAGGGAAUCUGGCCGCCAGAGCUCGUUCCCCUUUUCCUCAAGGUUUUUCUUAUCAAUAAAAGGAUGGACUACUGACUUUUUUCAGGAUGGACAGUUCCCUUUGUUCGUAGACUCGGAAGAAGAUCUGACCAACCUGAAGCCCAAGAAACAGAGCGUUCGUUUCGAAGUAUGAUAACUUGUGAGUAGGAGCACGGAAAAGAGUUUUGAGGAGGACCUGCUGUCAGAGAUUGACGACACGACUACGUUAUCCGAAGCCACACGGACGCAUUCUUCAAGGCUGUCUCCGGUUCCUCCACAAAGACCGGCCCGUCUAGUCCCUAUCUCAGGUCAGGAAACUCAAAAGUUAACCUUUCUCUAUAGCUCAAGUGCGGGAAUGAUUGCCAUUUAGACGCUCAAGGGUUCUUAGAGUCAAAAUUUCUUACUAGGAAAUGGUCUCCAUUCGCAUUUGGACUUUGGAAUGAAACUAGACUCACCAGAUUUAGUUUUUCACGCUGAUUUCUGGUCUCAAAAACUGUCCUCGAGGCCUGUGAAAAAGUUAGUGACCCUCAAAAGUCGAAAAUUUCAGUGUCUCCGAGUCAAAGUGUUUUGUGAAAUGACUAUUCAUUUUUCGGAUCUAUCAACAACUGAUAGAAAAAGCGACCUUUCGCCAAGAGAAAUUUUAAAAUGAUGUUGAAUAUUGAGCUAUUUUGAUUUAUCGAAUUAUACGAAGGUUGGUUUUGCGGACUUUACUGAAUAUAUAGAGGCAAAAAUUGAAAAAAAAAUUCGAAGUACGUAAAUUGAACGUUUUUAGCAAGCGUAAAAGUCUCAGCGGAUAAUCUUGAAUUUUUUCGAGUUUUUGACUUUUCUGUUCACUGUCAGGUCUUGUGGUGUUAGUUCGGAUGAAUUCAGAAUCGUUACAUGCGUAAUAAGAAUGCUCACUUCUCAUUUUUGAGCUUUGUGGUAAGAUCUUAUGUAAUAAAAAUCAAAAUAUUGUGUCGGAAAAAGCGUUUUGAAAAACUUCUAAGUUAACACUGUAGGAUUUUUUUGACACAGAAAGAGUCUCAUAUCGUUUCAGAAGUGAAUCGGCUACAACCGAAAAAUUUCUCCAAAACGUCAUCUACCUUACCCUCCAAUCUGUAA